AUGGACAACAAAAAACACAGCAGUCCAUACACGAAGACGCCUAAUAAAAUGAACAACGAUAACAACAGUUUCAAGUCCUUUUAUAAUUUAUUAACUUCUCCCUUCAAGCAAUCCCAGCAAUCCCAGCAGUCCCAGCAGCCCCAGCAAUCAGAUCAGCCUAUGGAAAUAGAGGAACUCAAUAGAGACAACACAGAGGACCUCAUCGAUUGGAGGCAGCCAGACUCACUCUCGCAAUCGACUCAGCAGACUAACGAACUACUCGCGUCUUUCUUCAAGGAUAAAGGUAACCGUUCACUUAGCUCAGAGGAGGCCGUAGAAUGCUUCAAACUUAUCGGCAGUUCAAUCAAGCAGCCUGAACACUCUGAUAAUAUCCCUUCCGUCGCCUUAUUCUCACCUGGCACAUCAACUAUUCCAUCAAGCAAGCCGCCUAGAACUUCAUUGAACACCUUCUUAUCCCCACGCCCGCAAAAAUCAGCUAGACUAUCUUCUUCUAAUUCCCUAUCAGCGAGGAAGAGACCAAUCUACAUGGGUGCUGGCUUUGGUAACAAUCUAAACAACUCACGGAGGAAAUCAACCAUGGAAUCAAUAGGCAGGUCGAUUGGUGUUGGUCCACCUACACCAAACAAAGACCAAGACACUUCUUUAGCACUAGAUACAGGAAAGAGACGCAGAACCGACGAAUCAAACGCACACUCGAAGGAGCAGCAACAAAAGCAACAAGAUAAUCAUCAAAAAGAUCAACAGAAGUCUCAGAAUACUCCAACAAAGACUACACAUCUCUCUGUCAGUAGAUUCAGCAAACCAACUACUGUCGUCCGGCCCUCACCUCUCCGUCAAGUCCAGACUGCUGAAUCACCAUCCCCUGAGAAAGAGAAAGCUAUUCAUCAAAACACCCCAUCAAAGCCAAGUAGUAGAGCUGCAGAUGCUGUUUUAGGAGUCUUAGGAAAUACCUCCACACCAGCAAAACGUUCAACUGAAACUAUAAACCCAUACCAGAAUAAUAACCCAGUCGCACUCAUUUCAAAAUCACGUACACCUAGACCAUCCAAGCUUAGAAAGAGUGUUGCUUCAUCUGAUAAAGCCACAGAAGAAAAACCUGAGAAGAAGGAAGAAAAAACGAUGACUGCACUUGACUUAAUAGAACAGACUGAUCCAGCUAAAAACAAGAGAAAAGCUCAAGAGGAUGAAAAGAUGGAAGAAAGAAGCCCACAGAAGAGCAAGACAUUUGAAGUUUCUCAACCUAGUGCUUUCACUAGUGCAUUUGGACAAUCACAGCCAAAGACCAAUCCAUUUGAUAUGGGUAUGUCAGAGUCAAAGACGUCGGCUUUCGAGCAACCUGCGAAGAGUACGUUUGAAGGACCAAAACAAACAGAAGCACCUAAACCUGCCUUCAAUUUGUUCUCAACUGCAUUUGAACAGCAAGAAGAGACUCCAAAAGCUACAGAAACUAUAGAAAUUGACAGUGGAAGCGACGAGGAGAAAGCUGAUGAAGAGAUCCAUGAGGAUGUAGUUGAAGAACCAGCUGAAGAACCUGAAGACAAGGAAGAAGAAAUCACUGGUGAGAAGUCACCUGAGGAAUCACCAAAACCAGCAUUCGGAAUACCAUCAUCAGAGGAGAAGGAACCACCAAAGGCAACCCCAUUUACCAACGUAUUCUCACAACCACAAUCGUUACCUGCAAAAGAGAAAGAAAGAUCAGCUUCACCUACAGUAGUAGAUGAGAAAGAUGCAAAGGAUCGAGUAAAGUCUAAGAAAGAAAGCGAUUUACCAAAGUUCACGUUUAAUUCACUUAUGAAUCUUCCAAUGACGAACAUUUCAUCAGAUCUAUCGAAGAAAGUCGACAAUGUUUCUUCAAUUUCAUUCGAAUUUCAACUCGAUAAGCCAACUGAAAGUCCAUCUAUCGCUAUAACACCUGCAUCAAGCAACCCACUUUGGGCAGCUGCUAAGAAAGCGACAGAUGAGAAGAAUUGCAGCGUAUGCAUGUGUAAUUCACCAAAAGAAGCAAGUAAAUGUCAAAUUUGUGAUACACCAUUCUAA
Messenger RNA from Wallemia mellicola CBS 633.66, 2037 nucleotides. RefSeq lists its product as hypothetical. The record is from RefSeq and is a predicted model, not a curated record. The transcript is spliced from 3 exons. The coding region runs from base 1 to 2037 and encodes 678 amino acids. Lineage: Eukaryota; Fungi; Basidiomycota; Wallemiomycetes; Wallemiales; Wallemiaceae.